This is a messenger RNA of Rodentolepis nana, 1287 nucleotides long. The record is from the annotation of a GenBank genome assembly. Lineage: Eukaryota; Metazoa; Platyhelminthes; Cestoda; Cyclophyllidea; Hymenolepididae.
AUGAUUCCCUCUGAUCCCGAGUUUACCAAUCUUAGUGUUGUUGUCGACAGCAAAAAUAUUGCAAUUGAGCCGAAAGAAACUUUUCUUCCUAAGAAUUCGUUGCUCACCCAUUGUUUUUGCCAGACUGAAAUAUGUCAAUGCGGUUCCGAAAUAGGAGUAACAGAGUCGAAUGUUAAAAGCAUUUUUGCACAUUUGGGUUUUCCUAGUGGAAGGGAUGCAAUGAUUUCAGAAGGUUAUAGAAUGGAUGUACUCCAUAUUUGGGGCACUCACGAUUUGAGUACGAAUGAUAUCUUAAAAUGGCUUGAUGAUUAUAAUCCAAAGGGAGUUGAAUGGAUUGAUGACUCGUCAUGUAAUGUUCUCUUAAAUGACGAAAACACAGUCCUCAGAAUUCUCAAUAAACUUUCUGAACCUUUUGACCAACGAAUAGCACUUGCUGCUAUGGCAGCAAUCGUUUCUACAAUGGAUGGUGAGCAGAAUAAAUUUUCACCCAUGCCUAAGGAAACAAGUGCUCAUCUUUUGGGUGGAUCUGCCGAUAAUCUGAUGCCUCCAAAUGGUCGGUGGUUCAAGUCGAUCUCUUGUCCUGAACGGGCUUUCUGCAUCUAUUUUAGAAUUGCGCACAAAGGCGACGUUAAGCUCCCUGGCGCAGAGCGUCGUAGUAAUUAUUAUCGGCGCUAUGGGAAUCCCAACUACGGGGGUGCGAUUGGGCUCCUGUCGCGAUCUUAUCGACGUCGAGUAAAAACAGUCAUACCCACGCCAACCACCACUGAUGUUCGCUGUGUCAACGUGAGGGAUCUUGUUUCCUACGAGGAUGUUGAUAACGACGUACAUGGAUUGGCUUUGCAUCUUCAGCGUGGAAGUAGUAUUAUCGACUCAGAGGAAGAAGAUUAUCCCACGCAAAGGCAAGAUUUACCCUCUGGACGAAGGAGAGAGGCCGUCGCAAGUGGUUUGUCUAAACCACCGAGAAAUCCUCCACCGAAGUGGCCCCGUCGUUCCACUGCGGGUUAUUCACCAUCAUCAGACGCUACCUCUGUAUUCCAUCCACCUUCCACAGCGUCCCAGUCACUCAAUUUCGAUUUCGGCCGAGUGAACGUCAAAGAACGUCUGGGAAGUCGUAGUGGUGCACAUCUCCUCGCAACUGUGACAAUUUUGCCUGAGAGAAAAAAUGACAACUCAGUAGGUCCACUGAAAAUGCUCACUUCCUUCACCAUGGUAGCUGACUUGGAAGAAGAGAUGGCAAAAACUAGACAGCAAUUGCGAAGUGACAAUAUCUUCGAUCAACCUGGGUGA